GGGAAAGGGGUGAGCGCAGACCAGGAGCAUCCUGGACCAAGCAAAGUCAUGGAUUUUUUCCGACACCUGGCUCUCAGUUUCCAGCUAGUGCUUUGGACAACCACAUCAGUUGCUUUUUCUACCAGAUCAGAUGAGAAAGCCUCUGCUUUCCUCUAUGCACCUCCUAGGCUAUCUCCAAGCAAGAAUCGGAUGAUUUCUUCUGAUCAGUCUUCCCAUUCAGAAACCCCAUGUAACUUGGGAUGGAACUGCUCCUGGGUUACUUCUACCAAUGCUGCAGGAAAGCCAGACUGGUUACUGUCUUCAGUUGUCGCUCUGAUGUCUCAAGAAGAUCAGCAGAUCAUGGAGAACAGUUCAUCCAACAGAGAUCUAGAAGGGGACAUUCUUCUCCUGAACACUAGCAAGCUCACAGGCAGGUGCAUGUUCAGCCUCCACAGCCCUAUCCUGCCUUGGAGCUCUAGUUCAUGUCUGUUGGAGCUGGCGGUGUAUUCAAAGGGCACCACUCUCAGAGGGCUCUCAGCUGAAAUGCGAUAUGUGGACACUAAUCAAAGCAUAGCCAUCCAUCUGCAAGAAGGACAUGAACAAGAUGCCUGGGUGAAAUGGAAAGUACUGAUAGGUUCAAUUGGAAAAAUGGAAAGGCCCUUUGAGAUCAUGUUGCUGUAUUCAGGCUGUAGAGAAAAGAGUGCUGGAAUUUUGGCACUGGGCUCAUUGCAUCUCAGAAACUGCUUUCAUGACAAAGAAGGGCUACAUCUUGCCAAAUAUGAUGACGGUGCCAUUGUCCCCUGCCCACAUAGGAGCUGUGUCAGCCAGCUCCAGGUCUGUGAGUUCAGCACAGAUUGCUCCCCAGAAGAUUCUGAAUCUUUCUGUGCAGACACUUUACCGGCUGGUGCACAUUGUUCUUUUGAGGAAGGUCCCUGUGGCUGGACAUUGGACAGUGAGGCAUAUUUUUCUUGGUCUGUUGGUGGAUUUUCAAAGAUGCAUGAAGAGCUGCUUAGAGGAUCUGCCUUACACACCACUGAAGUUAUAAUGUUGUUUAAAACUUCUUUUCCAGGUCACUAUCUGUAUCUUCACAUAGAUAGCAAUCACACAGGUGGUGUUGCCAAGGCAUAUAGUGCUAAUCUCCCAGCCAGUCUUGCCAAUGCAGUUUAUCAGGUGCAGUUCUCAGCAUACAUUUUUGGCAAUUACAAUGGUACGAUCUCACUCAUUGUCCAAGAAGAGACAGGUGAAAUCAGUGCCCCACCACUGGUGCCACUGGUGUGGGAAAGAGGAGAGAGCUGGAGUGAUCAGUGGUUCCUUAUAACAUUUGAAAUGCCAAGGCUUCAGAACAGCUUUCACCUGCAACUGGUUGCAACUUGGGGCUGGAAUUCACAAGCUGACAUUGCUGUGGACAAUAUUACAUUUGGCCUAGAUUGCUUCUCUAAUGGAAGAAGACAAAGCCAUCCUGAUGAAAACCAACAUUAUCUAUUGGACACCGAUGUACUAGAUGAGCGCCUUUUCAAUCCAUUAGAAGAAACCCUUGCUUUAGGGGAAGCGCCUGUUAUUCAGUGGUGGUUCUCAUCCUGUGGGGCCAGUGGCCCACGAGGGCCAACUCAAGCACAGUGUGAUAACACCUAUUACAACACCAAUGUUUCAGUGACAGUGGAGAAAGAGGGGCUGCUACGUGGAGUGCAAGUAUGGAAAGUACCAGAAUCAAACCAGUACACGAUUUCAGCAUAUGGAGCAGCUGGUGGUAAAGGAGCCAAGAACCACAACAAGCGUUCCCAUGGUGUCUUUAUUUCAGCCAGCUUCCAACUGGAGAAAGAUGAACUUCUCUAUAUCUUGGUGGGGCAACAAGGAGAAGAUGCCUGCCCAGGGGUCAAUUCUCAGACAACACAGAUCUGCCUGGGCGAAUCAUCAGAAAUCGAAGAAGAAUACAAGAAAGAAAGGGGACUAACUGAAUGGGCUGGAGGAGGGGGUGGUGGUGGAGGAGCCACUUAUAUUUUUAGAAAAAAGGAUGGAGCUUUUGAACCUCUGCUCAUUGCAGCAGGAGGUGGAGGGAAGGCUUACAUGAAAUACCAGGAUGGCUCCCUUGAUGAUGUGUUUUUGGAACAGUAUGUGAAUAGCACAGCAGUACCAGGAGUCAAUGGGAAAACUGGGGCAGCAGGUGGAGGUGGAGGUUGGGAAGAUAUUACCCUAUUUCCUUGGGCUGGGAAAUCACUGCUGGAGGGUGGAGAAGGUGGUGAAGCCUGCCAGAAAGCAUUAGUAAAACUUCAGUGGGCCACUUCAGGUGGUUUUGGUGGAGGAGGAGGAGCCUGCACAUCUGGAGGUGGUGGUGGAGGCUACAAAGGUGGUCAUGCCUCUGAAACGGAUGACAUCACAGCCAAUGGGCAGCAUGGUGUUUCCUUUGUCAAUCCAGUUGGGGAGGUCUUCUUGAGUCCCCUGGCAGUUAUAGAAAAUCAUGGGGAAGUGGUCAUUGAAGUCUAUGUGAACUGCAACCAUUGCCAGUCGGGUAUCUGCAAGCAGAGUCCUGACAGCCACCUGCCAAUUUGUAUUUGUGGAGUCGGGGCUGUCUUGGCCAGUGACAAUGUGUCAUGCACAGUCCUCCGAGGACCCAUCUUAGAGGGACGCUUGCCUCUCCCCCUUCUCCUGGCUGUGGUUGCUGUUGUAGUGGUGCUUGGAAUGGCUCUUACUUGUGGCAGCUUAUCAUUUGUUUAUCAUCGUAAAAAGCAGCAGUUGGAAGGGGCCAGAGCCCGACUGCAAAGCCCAGAAUAUAAUCUGAGCAAAAUCCGGACUUCCACCAUCAUGACAGAUUAUAACCCCAACUACAGCUUUGCAGGGAAGGCAGCCACACUCAGUGAACUUAAGGAGAUCCCACGGAAAAAUAUCUCCCUUCUUCGGGCACUUGGACAUGGAGCUUUUGGUGAAGUUUACAAAGGGACAGUGGUAGGAAUCACAGCAGAUCAUAACCCAUUACAAGUGGCUAUCAAGACAUUGCCUGAAAUAUGUUCUGAGCAGGAUGAGAUGGAUUUCCUAAUGGAAGCACUGAUAAUCAGCAAGUUCAAUCACCAGAAUAUUGUUCAAUGCAUUGGAGUAAGCCUCCAGACCUUGCCUCGCUUCAUUCUUUUGGAGCUUAUGACUGGUGGAGAUAUGAAGAGCUUCCUUCGGCAAAACAGGCCUCGGGUGAAUCAGCCAUCUACUUUGACGAUGCAGGACCUGCUCAACAUAGCAAGGGACAUUGCUUGUGGUUGCAAGUAUCUUGAGGAGAAUCAUUUCAUCCACAGGGAUAUAGCUGCAAGGAAUUGCCUUCUGACCUGCACUGGGCCUGGGCGAGUAGCCAAAAUUGGUGAUUUUGGAAUGGCCCGAGAUAUCUACAGGGCAAGCUAUUAUCGCAAAGGAGGACGAGCCAUGCUUCCCGUCAAGUGGAUGCCUCCAGAGGCAUUCCUGGAAGGUAUCUUCACCUCCAAGACUGACACCUGGUCCUUUGGAGUGUUGCUGUGGGAGAUCUUCUCCUUGGGCUACAUGCCUUAUCCCUGCAAAACCAACCAGGAAGUACUAGAAUUUGUCACCAGUGGUGGACGAAUGGAUCCCCCAAAGAAUUGUCCAGGCCCUGUUUAUCGGAUUAUGACACAGUGUUGGCAGCACAGCCCUGAGUACCGACCCAAUUUCUCUACCAUUCUGGAAAGAAUAAAGUACUGCACACAGGAUCCUGAUGUGAUCAAUACAGAGCUGCCCAUUGAAUGCAGCCCAACACCAGAUGAUGAAGGAAGCACUGUAUUGCAUCCAAAUAGUUCAACUGGCAUGGUUCCUUUGCUGGGUAUCCCUACCUGUGCACCUCAGAUGAAUCCCAGAACAUUAGAAGACCAUAAUUCAGGGAACAAAUAUGGGCAAUGCCCACAAGAGCUGCUAGUGGAGAACCUUGGUAACUGGACAGGCAGAGGACCUGGCCUGCCUGGCCUCAGUGAUUCCAGCAAUGUGGCUUGGGCUGAGUCAACCCUAAACCAGAAACUGGAUUCAGCCAACACAAAUCAGCCAACGCAGAUGUUGAAGAACAAAACCAAAAAUCUUUGGAAUCCAACAUAUGGGUCCUGGGUCCUGGAAAGCAUUUGCCAGCCCAGCUCCAAACUCAAUCCAACACAGGAACGUGAAGAUUCUGGGUUUGAUGGGAACUGCAGUUCCUCCCCUAGUUCUCGGGCAUCACCUUCAUCUCCAAGCCAGAGCCAUUCUCCUCAUAUUGAUAUUGGUGGGAUUGAACUGGUGAAGCUACAGAAUUUCCCCUGUGGCAAUGUGAAUUAUGCUUAUGAUGAUCUCUGCUUUGAAACAAAUCGACCUUCAUCUUUAGCAGCAGAGUCAGCCAUGGUCUUGAGGAGUGCCAGUCUGCAUAGAGAAGACAAACUUUUCUCUAAACCAGAGAAGACCUCUAGAGAGAGAGACUCUGGCCUAUCCUUGUCUGAUGAUCUGAGUGUCACACCUGUGUAAGAGGGGAUGCUCUUCCAAAGAAUCAGGCCUUCGCUCUGGGAGUGAGUAUGUCUGCAAGAGCAAUUAAAAUGCCUGGUUUUUGUUGUCUCUCUCCUUCCUGCCUUCCAACAUUUCCCUCUGUUGACCAUGUUCAAGAAACAAAUGGAUUAAUGUUGUCUUGCUCUGGCUGCCAGCACUAUAAAUGCAUAAUGACAUACAUAAAAAUUAUAAAAGUGGUGCCAGACUAUUAAGCAGUCACCAGCAGUUACAGAGCAUAAUGAGGUCCAUGUUACAGUCUAAUGGUCUAUGGAAAGCAGCUACACCCAAUCCAGUGAAAAAUUAGCCCUACCAUGAAUUAGAGUUGGUUAGAAUUAGCAAAACCAUGGGCUACUGCUGUAGGCCAAUGGACUUCAAAAUACUUUCCAGCUGAUUCUUCACUAAGUCUGAUUUACAGGGUAGAAAAUAAAAUCUACUGGGUUUGCAUUGGACACAAUGGCUGAAAGCUAUAAGUAACAACAAGGAAUGGCCAGUAUAUUCACAAUGAAAAGUGGCCAAAGUUGGAGGAAGACACAGAAAGUAUUUGUGUUCUUCAUAAAGCAUUAAAAACUUAGAAAACUAAACUUUCUUUAUUUUAAAGAGCAGGUAAAAUGGAUACCAUCUUUUUUCAUUACUGAAUGCUGAUUUGCACCACAGUCUAGUUCAUUUUUCAAAGCCUGACCCUGGAGGUCUCAGGAGUUACCUGUCAUUGUACCUUGAACUGGACCUUUUCUUUUAAUAGACUACAUAGAAGGAACUGUUUCUUUAAAAAAUCACUCAGUAGUAAUUCACACUCUUAUAGCAACAGGUUUUGUAAACCGAAGAUUCAGGAUGCAACACACACACACACACACACACACACACACACACACAUAUAUAUAUAUAAACUGAAAGUUGUUCUAUGGUGAAAUGUGACAAAGGCCAUUACUUGAAGCAGGAACAUUUUGAUUUUUAGAUACCCUCUGGCUGAAUAAGUAAAGGCUGUUAAUUAUUCUUGUCAUUACCUAACAUCUGCCAGGCAUGUCUAAUAGAUACUUACUAUUGGCAUGGCAAGCUGAGGAGUACAUGAUACACUUCAGAACAUAAACAGAGCUCCUUAAAAGAGAAUCAUUAUAAAAAGCCACAGUAUCUCACAAGUAAUUUCAGGGAUAUCCCCCCCCCCCCCUUUAAAAAUAUCACUAUAAGGCAUCCCUCAUGGAUCCAGGAUCGUUAAUUGCAGGGAAGUAUCAUAGAGCCAGCAGUAGCUUUGGAAUGUCUUGUAAUCUAGGUUCAUGUGUCUCACAUACCUUGAAAGU
This is a messenger RNA of Sceloporus undulatus (fence lizard), 5762 nucleotides long. RefSeq names its product leukocyte receptor tyrosine kinase (gene LTK). Bases 49 to 4452 code for a protein of 1467 amino acids. Lineage: Eukaryota; Metazoa; Chordata; Lepidosauria; Squamata; Phrynosomatidae. The record is from RefSeq and is a predicted model, not a curated record. Gene Ontology annotation, biological process: positive regulation of kinase activity; multicellular organism development; regulation of neuron differentiation. The transcript is spliced from 29 exons. Gene Ontology annotation, cellular component: membrane; signaling receptor complex. Gene Ontology annotation, molecular function: ATP binding; transmembrane receptor protein tyrosine kinase activity.